This is a messenger RNA of Oncorhynchus mykiss (rainbow trout), 8092 nucleotides long. Lineage: Eukaryota; Metazoa; Chordata; Actinopteri; Salmoniformes; Salmonidae. The record is from RefSeq and is a predicted model, not a curated record.
GGAGGCCACGGAAGGAGAGUUGUAUGGCAUUGAAGCUUGCCUGGAGGGUUGUUAACAGUGUCCAAAGAAGGGCCGGAAGUAUACAGAAUUCAUGAUAAGUAUAUAGCCUAUAAAUGAUAUGAAAUGCAUAUUUGUAUACCAUUCCUAUGGCCCAUUUGCCACAGCCAUAUCCAUAGCGUUGAAGCCAGAGUCGGACUCCACUUUCUGUGACAGGAAAGGUUUGAAUUCAUCAGAUGACAGACCUGUCUACACAAAUACAGCCUACAUCUAAACAAUUUACCUAAACAUUUAAGUCAGUUUCAGAUAACUGCCAUUGCUGUUGAUAAGUACAGUAUGUCUGCUGAGUGGAAGGUCAGCCAGCCAGUCAGUCCUUACCCAGGAGGAUUUCCACACAGGGUACAUGGUUCCCAUGGACAGCGUAGAGCACGGGAGCCCCGCCGUUCUGAAACCAACCCACAAACACUGCAUCACAUUCGGGCAAACACCUUGGGCAGCCUCCAGAAAGCAGGAAUUCUAUGACUGCAAUCUGUCCAUGUGCUGCAGCCCACAUCAGAGGGGGUGAAGCCUUCCUCAUCCUGCAGGUUAAUCAGUCUCUACAGCCAUACAAACACCAAAGCAAUCAGUAACACGUUCCGUUCCACAUCUUUCAAGUCAACCAGUGAGAGCCAUAUUAUAGACGUUCUUGAGUGCAUAUUGUUCUUACCAACUGUUAAUUAUGUGACUGCAUGGUUCUAAGGAGCCCGACAACAUCAAAACAAAUAGAACUCCACCUUGAGGACAUCCUCACCUUGUUCAAUCCUGCUGGCUAGGAAAACCAUUUCACCCUGUGCUGCUAGCUGAUGAAUGGACAGAGCUGGAAAGAUCAUAGUUCAGAGGUCAAGCAGCCAUCGUUCAAUGUUAGAUUCAGGUAUGGUUUGUGUUGUCAUGUUUGAGGCUAAAUGAUGUGACAAAUCUAGGAUAAACGCAGUCAUAUAGGUCCGACCUCUAAAUUGGAAGUCUGUGGACAAAGAAACCACCUUUAGUUUAAGAUGAGCUCAGGUACUUACAGUGGACCAGAAGAGGAGUGGAGGACACUUCGUUACCACGGUGCUUGUUGAUGCUCAGAACAUGGAGUUGAACAGAGGAGAAGUGCCUCUAUAUGGCCAAUUGGAAGUGUGUGCUCUUCUGCAGGUUCCAGAUCUAGAACCAGAACAGACAGAGUUCUAUGUGGUUUUAGAAGGUUCCAGACUAGCCCAUGUUACUGUAGGGAAGAGAACAGAGGAUGGAAAGUCUCUGUGCUUCACUGUUCCAGGUCAUGACCUUCAGGAGACUGUCUCUGUCACAGCUUAUUGCCACACAGAGGGCAGAGCCCAGCCCUGUGGAGGCGGGGCCUCGCUGGACUACGUCAGUGAUUUGCCACAGGAAGUGGCCGAGCACCUGCUAGCCAAUAGCGACUGUCUGAGUCCCCAGAGCCACCUGGAGGUCCUGAGGAGGGUUUCAGCAGCUCCAGGGGAGGGGAACAAGGAGGGUGACAGGAGUGCUGGCUCAGUUCUCUCCUAUCUGGGGAAGACAGACCAGGAGGAUGGGUAUGGGGGUGGGAGACCCAGACCUGAUCCAGAGGUGGAGUGUCGUCUCAGGGAGAUGGAUGAGAGGAUAACCCAGGCCAUGGCCAACCUGGACUACCCUCUGGAGUGGAGCGGCAAGGCCAGCCAACCUAGAGAAGAGCACCAGUCCAGGGACACUCUCCUCCACCUCUCCGUGCGCCUGGGUUUGCUCAGUCUAUCCCGCUUCCUGAUUGGCCAGCCCAGGGGUCAGAGGGCACUGACCCUGCCAAAUGAGGAAGGGGCCACACCCCUCCAGCUGGCUCAGAACGGAGGAGACCACACCCUCUUUAUGGCGCUUACCACCCCCCCUGUCCCUGUCGGGGUGUGCACUGUGUGGGCAGAUAGGACUUGUGUUCUAAGGGUAUGUCCUGGGUCUGGCACCCUUAACCUUACCUUCCUGGGGGGCCCUGAGAGCAGUGUUAUGGACAACAUCCUGGUUCUCAGAGAGAAACUGACGGACCACAAUAUCCUCAGACAGAUCUCAGCACUGAGAGGUGAUGUUGAUGUUCAGAUGGAGGACAGUGGCAGAGCAGAUGUCCAUGCAAGUGAUACCAGUGACGGAGGUCUAGGCAGGGGGCUGCCAGUAGAAGACCUUACACUGGUGGUUAGAGUUCUUGAAGAGCAGCUUGUUCUCUCUCUGGAUGAUGAUGAGGAACUUCCAACAUUACAAACAGUGAAGUCCCAGACGACCCACCCCAGACGAACCCAGAGACAGUUCUCCCACUCUGCUGUGGCAGACAAAUCAGCCUCCAUCAUCAAUGGCAGGAGUCAGCUCUCCACAGAGGUGGAUGACCUCAAGACCAAGGUUAGUGUUGCCGGGGUAAUGAGGGACAGCUCUGUGACUGACAGCAGGGUGUGGGACACAGUGGACUCAGAGGUCCUCCUCCAACAGGCCACCGUCACCCCUCCACCCCGACCUCCCUACGGACUAGAGGAGCAACAGUCCCCCUUCGUCUCUUCUUCUCCCUUGUCCUCCCCUGCUGACCGAGCCCUCACCCGACUGAACAGCCUUUCCCACUCAUACCUAACCAAUCAGAGAGGGAGCCCACCUCUGGAGUCACCUAACCUCAGCCCCAGUCUGGUAGCUCUAGUGAUUGACAGUGAGGAGGAGGGGGUUCUGGAGAAGUCUCCCUUCUCUCCUCUUACCUUUGACCCUCGUAGCAGCGGGGACGACACCGCCCCAGACCUCACCUGCACACGCACACACUCUGCCUCCUCAGUCGGUGACCCCACCCCCACAAAGGAUAUGGGCGACCAGAAGAUCAGACACCGCUCCUACUCCUACUCCUCCCCCAAGAUCAGCCUGCUGCCCUCCCGCUUCUCCCGUGACACCUCAGCCCAGCCUGCGACAUCUGACCUCAGCCCAGAGCGGAGAGAGUUCAGCCUAUCAAAGCAACCUCAAGAAAAAAGGCUCUCCAGCCUUCACCAAGACUACAUGGUUGGUUGCUGGGCGACCGAGGGCUGUCUCUGUCGUGGAGUUCCUGGUUGUCUUCAUAUCAAGAAAAGGGGUGGCAGGGAGUUAAAGUUCCGUAAGCGUGCCCAGUCUGCCGACGACGAGGGCAGCGUUGAGCUGGCAGAGUCCCUCCAACACCUCACCCUCUCAGAGUUCCUCAAAGAAAUUGAAGAAGAGGAGUGGGACAAGUACAACAUCCCUUCCAAGGUAGCGUCAGAGAAAUACAAAGUGAUUCGUACCUUCAGCUUCCUCAAGAGCCGGAUGUCGAGCACACGCAACAAGAACAAGGGGAAGGAGAAGGAAAGGGAGAAGGAGGAGAGAGACAAGGACAGGCAGCAGAAUGGACAUCGCUUCUCCACGGGGUCCUGUGCUGGACCCACGGUCUGUCUGGUCUGUGACAAACCUGCUACUGGCAAGGAACUUCUGCACUGCUCCAGUUGUACACUCAUGGUCCAUAAGGGUUGUAAUGACUUUGCUCCCCCGUGUCUAAAGAAACUUGUGAAGAACCGAACGGCAUCUCUCCCGCAGAUGCGAGACAGUCCCUCUUCAUGUCUGAUCGCCACCUCAGCCUCUCUACCUAUGAUGAGCCAGAGGGACAGGAGGGAAACAGCCUCCCUCCCCAACCCCCUCUCCAGUAGCGUCCCGUCUUCCACUGACAGCAGGCUUAGCGAGAGUCCGGAAGUGGUGUCUGACAGGAGAUGGAGUCCUGGCCGAUCAGAGGAGCUCCUACAGACCACGGAGUCAUCCUCCUCCACUGACUCCUCCCUCGGAGAAGACUGUGUGGACACCGGUCUCCACAGCGACCUGGCUGCUGAUGCUCUGGACUACGAGGCUGAGUCUUGGAGUCUGACAGUGGAACACAAGUUUUGUAAGAAGCAGGACAAACGGGUGGUCAAGAGACAGGACGUCAUCUACGAGUUGAUGCAGACAGAGAUGCACCACCUCCAGACUCUGUGCAUCAUGGCUGAGGUCUUCCGGCGAGGGAUGAGGGAGGAGGUCCAGCUGGACGCGGGCGCCGUGGGGCGUGUCUUCCCCUGUUUGGACGAACUCCUCCUCCUCCACCACGACCUCUUCAACCCCAUGAGGGAACGCCGCCACAGCUCUGCCCGGCCAUACGGGAACAGGAACUACGUCAUAGAACGCAUCGGAGAUGUUCUGCUGCUACAGUUUUCUGAAGAGAACGCAGAGAGGAUGAAACAGGUGUAUGGAGACUUUUGCAGCCAUCACACUGAGGCAGUCACCUUCUUCAAAGAGCUACAGCAACACAACAAACGAUUUCAGACCUUCAUCAAGCAACAAAGUAAUAACUAUUUGGUGCGGAGGAGAGAGAUCCCAGAAUGCAUCUUGUUGGUGACCCAGAGGAUAACUAAGUACCCUGUUCUGUUGGAGAGGAUUCUACAGUACACCCAGGAGGACAGUGAGGAGCACAGGGAUCUCUCCAGAGCUCUGGUUUUGAUCAAGGAGGUGAUCGCGGCUGUAGACCUGAGGGUCAGUGAGUUUGAGCAGGGUCAGAGGUUACAGGACGUCCUAAACCGGAUGGACAACCGUAGUGCUGCCAAGCUGAAGAAUGGACACACCUUUAGGAAGCAGGAUGUUCUGGUGCCAGGCCGGACCCUCAAACACCAGGGCCUGUUACUGUGGAAGACCGCCACCGGACGACUCAAAGAUGUCCUGGCUCUCCUUCUCACCGACACACUGAUCUUCCUACAGGAGAAAGACCAGAAGUUCAUAUUCGCUGCUGUGGACCAGAAGCCCCCAGUGAUCUCCCUGCAGAAGCUGAUUGUCAGGGAGGUAGCCAAUGAGGAGAGAGGGAUGUUUCUGAUCAGUGCAUCGGCCGCGGGUCCAGAGAUGUACGAGGUCCACACCUCCUCGAAAGACGAACGCAACACCUGGAUGAGACACAUCCGAGAGGCUGUGGAGAGCUGUCCAGAGGAUGAGGAGGAGAACACUAGCGAAUCAGAGGAGGAGAGAAGAGCAUCUGAAGCCAGAGCCCAGAAGAUACAAAGACUACAGGAGAACCUGUCCAGUCAGGACCAUCAGAUAUGUUCUACUCUGGUGGAGAAGCUACAGAUCUAUGCUGAUCUGUCUGCCCUGAGGGGCGGCACCCAGGAACAGCACCCUGAGCCACGCUUACUGGUCCAGCCACACCCAGAGGAGGUGCCCCGGGCUGCAGUACUGCUCACUGCCGCGCUCCGAGAGGCUGAGAACCUGAGGACCACUCUGUCCUCCAGGACCUGUUCUCCCUCCAGCCUCUGCAGCCCUCACAGGGACCCCCUGUCCCACCCUGUGUCCUUAGCCAACCCUCCUACCCCCAUGGACAACCCCACGGACGGCGAAGCCUCACCUGGGGACCCUGAUACCAGAGACGGGGAGUGGUCAGCCUCCCAGGGCCUCGUACUACAGUCCCUGACUCAACCCCACACCGGGGACACUAAUAAUAUCAACCUUAAGGUGGCUCAGAGUGUCCAGAGCUUGACCCAGUUACUCUACAGUCUGCAGGCAGCGGUAACCAUCCAAGACAGUUUCUACGAGGUACAGAAGCUCCUCCUCCGUGAAAGUGACCGCUCCGGCCCCUGCCCGCCGAGACCACACCCCCCGUGUCUCCAGGAGCAGGAAAAGCAUCGUAACCAGGAGAAGCGCCGUGAGGAGGUGGCGGCGGCGGUGCGGUUACAGGGUCAGCUGCGCCAGGAGAGGCAGCGGUGGGAGAAGGAGUGCCAGCUGCGCCACAGCCAACAGGGGGAGCUGGAGAGCAGGCUAGAGGAGAGGGAGAGACAGUGUCACCUGGAGGCUGAGAGGCUGAAGCAGGAGUGGGAAGAGCUCGAAGAGCAGCUGGGGGAGUACCAGCAUAGCCUGGAGAGGCUGAGGGAGGGCCAGAGAAGCGUGGGGAAGGAGAGGGAGAGGCUGGAGACCCAGCAGAAGCUGCUGCAGAGCUGGAGACACAGCCGACAGAGGAGCCUGCCUGUCAUGGUCAUACCGCUGGAUGGUCAUCAGGACUCACUUCCUGGUCAGUCCGGCGUCCAUCUUGACAACGCCGGCUCAGUGUUUGUCAACGAAGCAGCGUUCACCACGUCGAAGGUGCUUAAUAACCGCCACAUGCACCACCACAUACAGCAGCACCAGAGAGGUGGGACCCUGGGGUACGGAGAUGACCCUCGAGCCCACAACAGCCUGAACACCAUACUGGCCCGCUCCAGCCAGAGACACACGCUCCAACCCCUCUCCCUCUCCAAGGCUCCCACACUCCACCCUGACACAAACACACCCCAGUGCUGGGCUGGGGGUGCCGGUGUCACUAGGUACCUCUACACAACCUCAGGUGGACAGGGGACAGAGCACACACCCAACGAUAUAAACACACACAGCUAUGUGAGGGAGACGUGGUCCUCGACGGCAACUGUGGCUGGACAGUAUCAGGGUGCACCUCACCAUGGCGACCACCAACUGGUCCUCUCCUCCUUGGUCCCCCUGGAGACGGAUAGUGGGGAUGGGGAGGAGGGGGGAGAGGAGAACAUUGUGUACCUCUGAGGCUGGACAGACAGACCUUGAAACCCUCUCCUUCAAAUCUAGGACUCAAAAGACUUGAUAUGGAUUUAGGAAGGCUCAGAAUCACAGACUGGAUUGACUUUAAUGGCUCAGACUGGACAGUAAAUAGCUAGGCCAGGUUUUAAGAAGAACCAGAUCUGGCACAUAUAAAGUCAUCUCCCUUCCCCAUCAUGCUUUGCCCCUCUGCCCUCCGUGAUCUUUGCCUGGUGCCCUCCAUAUGUGUCUCCAAGUGUUGCCUGUGAGAGAGACUUUUAUACUGCUAUAUGUUUAUACUUGUCCAUGAAUGUACAGUGUGUGUGUGUCCGUCUCUGUUUAGAGUUCAGCUCCAGGUCUGCCACCGGGCCUUUGUGACUGAGGCCCUCCAUUGACAUAAUAUAUUUCUCUGUUUCCCCUGCCCAACCCUACUGCAGUGCCUUACCCCUUUUUCCUCACCCCCGUAUCAGUCUCCAUCUCUGUUUCCCUGGCCCACACUGCCCUAAGUCUGCUUCAGUCUACAUCUCUCUGUCCCUCCCUUGUCCUUUAGUCCCCAUCCGUCCAGCGCUAUUUAUUAGGCUCUCCCCAAAUGAAAUGGUGUCCACUCUGUUACCACAGGGGAAAAAGAGAGAGCAGAGGGUCAGAUAUCACUAGAAAGGCUGAAUCUCUACAGUCGGUCUGUGGUUGAUUGGCGGAAUAAACUGCUGCUCGCCCAUUCAUCAGACAAGCUCUAUUUACAAGGCGAGCGGGAUGCGGCAUACACAUUAGAUGUGAAGGAUGAGGUGAAAUGCCAUGAUCAGAAGGGAUUUGGUGUGUUUCUCAGCCUGUCUGGCUACGCCUUUGUUUUCAUCUGAAGGACUUGUGAUUUUAAGGAAUAAUGUUGUGACUAUAGCAAUCCAUCAAUGAUACAGUAGCGUACACUGCACUACUACCGCCUAUAUGAUGAAGUACAGAUUUUAUUAGGGUCAACUGCAUAUCGGGGUCAAAAACCAUAGGGCAGAAACAUUCCUAAACUGUAUGUUCAAUGAACUUUGAAGUAUUACAUCUGUGACAGAGUGCACUCUAUAUGUAAACAAUACUUUGGAUGUGAAUGAUACCAAAUAUGUCCAUUUUUUUACAUUGUUUUCAUCAAGGCACAUAUUUCAUAGCAUGUUGUUUCUUGUACUUGGUGUUCAGUCAUUUAGGAUUUUGUCUGACAUAUAGUUGCUAAUAUAGUAAAGUCAGCCUGGUAUCAGUUUAUAUGCACCACAUUGUGAUGCCUCACAUAUUUUUAGCAAAAGCAUCACAAUGUGAUGCACGGCAAUGAUAUUGUAAUGGGGUAGUAAGCUAUGGUUGAAGGGUGACUGAUGAAAUUAAUCUUGUACGCAUUUAAGAGGUGACCGUGCUUUUUUUUUUACUAAGAGCUGUACCAUUGCACUUGAAUAUUCAUGUUCUACUUUAGUGCCAAUAUGUUUUGUUUUUUAAUGACCAUUGAGAUGUCCUGAAAGUCAGCCUUUAGCUGUCCUGCAGCCACCAUUAAAAACAAAAAUAAAGCGUUAAA